UGUUGCUUUUUGUUGUGUCUUACAGAUGGCGCACGGAACCUUGUAUACUGCGUAUGCCGAUCUGACGUUUUUGGUUAUUUUUGUUCUCGCCUCGUGUUUACUUUAGUGUCUAAUUUUGGUCCAAUUGCGAAAAUUUUGUUGUGCAACAUCUCAAAAGUUAAUAUUUCGAUAAGGAAUCGUAUCCCGACGCCGAAUAAUAUCGAUCCACGGUUCCGGACUAGAUAUAUGUAUACAGUUUUAUCACGUGGUGGUGUGAUUUAUAUAAUUCUUGUUUACCGCACUAGCUGAAACUUUGCGCAUGUGCGUCCCGUCCGUAACCUCAAAGUGUAGAACGGGGACGGAUUCGGCAGUUUCCGGAUAUCCGGGUGCUUCGUUGGAGCUGUGAUGUGCCAUCGUGAGGGUGUGCGGUCCGCGGGACAGCGUUGGUGAAACACGCGCCGGAGAUGGCUCAAACUCAGUUCACGCGGAGCUCGGAGAGCGACGCAUGGGCGCUGCUCGCGCUCAAGUCGGCGCCCGCCUCGCCUUCGAAGGUGCAAUGGGCGCAAGAGCCGGCGCCCAUCGCCAUCGCGAGACUCGACGGUCGGGAUUUUGAGUAUCUAAUUCGGCAAAAACGUGUCAUAAUAGGGCGGAAUUCGAGUAGCGGUCAGGUCGACGUAAACAUGGGACAUUCGAGCUUUAUAUCUCGCCGACAUCUGGAACUGUUCUAUGACCACCCAGAGUUCUACCUCACGUGCAACAGCAAGAACGGCGUGCUCGUCGACGGUGUGUUCCAGCGCAAGGGGUCUGCCGCUAUGCUGCUGCCCAAAAGAUGCACGCUUCGUUUCCCCUCUACGAACAUUCGGCUGGAGUUCCAGUCACUAGUGGAGGAGAGCGGCGGCGGCGCGGGAGGCUCCAGUGCUCCGCUGCCGCCGUUGCGCAUCACCAUACCAGUGGAUAACGACGCCCGCAGCCCAGCACCUUCGCCCACAGGCACGAUCAGCGCGGCCAACAGCUGUCCGACGUCGCCGCGUGGCGCUGGCAGCUCGGGCCGCCGGCACGCAGACCUCGGUCUUGUGGCACAAUAUGCCGCACUCGCUGACCACCAGCGGCCCACCUCUAAUGGCAACGCGGCGUCAUCGACGACCUCUGAGUCGGGCUACGGGUCGCGGGAGGGUCGCGAGGGCCGGGAGGGUCGGGAAGGCCGCGAGGGUCGAGAAGCACGGGAGAGUCGCGAGGGACGCGACGACGCGAAGCCACCAUACAGCUAUGCGCAGCUAAUCGUGCAGGCCGUCGCCUCCGCGCCCGACAAGCAGCUGACGCUGAGCGGCAUCUACAGCUACAUCACCAAGCACUACCCGUACUACCGCACCGCAGACAAGGGCUGGCAGAACUCCAUACGUCACAACUUAUCACUCAACAGAUACUUCAUCAAGGUGCCGCGCAGCCAGGAGGAGCCGGGCAAAGGCAGCUUCUGGCGCAUCGACCCGCAGAGCGAGGGCAAGCUGAUCGAGUUGUCGUUCCGCCCGCGUCGCCCCCGCGGGGUGCAGUUCCGCGCACCCUUCGGACUCUCCUCGCGGAGUGCUCCGACAUCCCCAUCACAAGUGGGCGUGUCGGGUCUGGUGACGCCGGAGGAGCUGUCGCGGGAGCCCACGCCCGAUCUCUUCACCGGGGAAGAAUCCGACCAACAGGCGAGCCAGCAGCGGCUGAGUGGGGCCGGGGGCGGAGGCGGAGGCGGGGCCGGUGGCGGUGGGGCCGGGGGCGGGGGCGGAGGUUCGCACUCGACGCAGUAUAUGUUCCCGCAGCGCAGCGGCGUCAGUCAGAGCGCGCCCGGCUCACCAGGACACGGGCUGUCGUACAACGCCAGCAGCAGCGGCCUGGUGAUGACAGUCGUCACCAACGGCGCAGGCGGCGAGAGAGAGGAGAAGUACGUGGUGGGUCGCGGCUCGGGCGGGCUGGUGCCGCUGCAGGAGGAGGAGGCGCCCCCCGCCGUGCUGCUGCACCACUCCCCCUACUACUCCGGCAGCUACGGCGGCGGGGAGGAGGGGUGCGCGGCGCUCGGCGGAGAGCUCGUCAUCGAGGAGGCGCCCGACGACCCCCCACACAAGCGCGCCAAGCACCACCAUCUGUCAGAGAUGGAGGAGAGGCGCGCGUAUUGACGCCCCGCCGGCGCCGCCGCCGCCGCCGCCGCCGCCGCCACGUGAGCCGCGGGGGGACACCCGCCGCGCGUCACGUGACCCCCCGCCGCCCGCACCCACACCCACCGGCGGUCGAGUGACGCGGUUGUCAUCCUGAUCCCGGUACUAAUCGGAUCCGGAUCGCCGGACGUGACGCACCCGGACGCGCGGCCGGCCGGACACCAGUGACGGCACCGGACGGCGGCCCGAGUGCAACAGUAAGCAAUAAUUUAACAGCGGCGAAUAUUGAACUCUACAGUGCUAAGAAUAAAGUGUUGUUACGAGUGGUACAUUUAAGUUUAAGCAAUGCAUUAGCGCAUUUCCUCGUUUUUCUGACGGUUUUUUUUUAGUUUGUAAAUUGGGCGCGAGCGCUGUGGACUCGGCCUGCGUGUCGUCAUAUGGACGUUUGUUUUUCUGUUACAUUCUGUCACUGUGUACAGUCAGCUUGAAAAAUAAUUUAAUUUAGCCCGAGCAUAUACUAGAACUACUAGAACCUAUAUUUUAAGCAAAUAGCGCUUCGUUCGGAGUGCAAUGUGGUACGAUUUUGUUGAAAUCCUGCCGAUUUGUUCACAAUUUAUAAGUACAAUAAUGCUUUUCGAUGUUUAUCCGCUUAGUGUAAGUGUUGCGACCUGUUCACCCGUUGCAAGGAUGUCCAGAUACCGGUCACUAUUUUUGAGGCUGACUGUACCUUUGGAGACAUUGAUGAGUAUUUACCCAAUGAUGGUAUUUAUAAAGCCAAGAGGGAACCAGACCUCAUGUAAUCAUAAUGUUAUAUAUUCACGAAAAUACGUGUUUCAAAUACUUAACAAAGUGUUAAACUAAAUUGUUAUUGACGUCAAAAUAAACAAGUGAAAUCUAUUGGA
Molecule: messenger RNA, 3016 nt
Organism: Papilio xuthus (Asian swallowtail)
Lineage: Eukaryota; Metazoa; Arthropoda; Insecta; Lepidoptera; Papilionidae
Gene: FoxK
Product: forkhead box K
Exons: 11
Coding region: 444-2135 (563 amino acids)
Biological process (GO): regulation of transcription by RNA polymerase II
Molecular function (GO): RNA polymerase II cis-regulatory region sequence-specific DNA binding; protein binding; DNA-binding transcription factor activity, RNA polymerase II-specific
Source: RefSeq, a predicted model, not a curated record